This is a messenger RNA of Sipha flava (yellow sugarcane aphid), 5760 nucleotides long. RefSeq names its product MAP kinase-activating death domain protein (gene Rab3-GEF). The coding region runs from base 147 to 5636 and encodes 1829 amino acids. Lineage: Eukaryota; Metazoa; Arthropoda; Insecta; Hemiptera; Aphididae. The transcript is spliced from 33 exons. Gene Ontology annotation, molecular function: guanyl-nucleotide exchange factor activity. Gene Ontology annotation, biological process: regulation of apoptotic process; regulation of Rab protein signal transduction. Gene Ontology annotation, cellular component: cytosol. The record is from RefSeq and is a predicted model, not a curated record.
UAUUAUAUGUAUGUAAAUACGUAAAACAAACAAAACACACCAAACUGUGAUAUAUCUUCUAUAUUUUUAUUACGUUAAACUGCUUAGACAGUAAAUUUAGUUUUCCAAAAAUAUUUAUUAUAGUUUAAAAAUUAUACUUACGUGCUAUGAGCGAAAGCCAAUACUUUUGCCCUCGGCUUAUCGACUAUUUAGCUAUUGUCGGAGCACAUCCUAAUUCUUCUAAAAGAAGAUCUUUGUAUGAAUUACAAAACUGUAAUGAAGAAUAUAGUAGUGGAAUCAGUUCAACUUCGGUCAAUAAUGACGACAACUUCUUUAUUCAGAAUCCAGACUUACUUCGAAGAUAUCCAGCAGAUGAUCAUAAAGAUUUUAUACUACCAGAAACUAUGUCAUAUUUUUGUCAACCAGAAGGAUGUGUUUCCUUUAGACGUAGUCGAUCAGAAUCGAACAAAGUAACAUCAUUUGUAUUUACACUAACAGAUAAAGAUACAACUCGAACUAGGUAUGGUGUUUGUGUAAACUUUUAUAGGCGUGUUAGCCAAUGUUAUACAAACACAAAUACUUCAAAGGAUCUUGACUCGAGUGAAGAUCAAUAUUUAAAAAAACACCAAAAGAAUCAUUCAUCGGUAUUUUUAAAAUGUCAUUCCACAAGUUCAUUUAGUAGAUCAGUCUCUGAGGAAUAUCCUACAAAUAAAUUAAGUGAUAUGUCUGCAACUAAUGUUCAACCACAGCCAGAAUCUCAAUAUUUAUAUUCUUUAACAUCAUUGUGCCUUCUCUCUCAUCAUCCAUUAUUUUCAAAUUUUCGUUCAUGUUUAUUUUAUUUAAAAAACAUAAUUGAUUCUUGUAAUAAAAGAAUUAAUCGGAGCAGAAAAAAAUAUCAUAAAAGUAAAGAGUGUAUAUGGAGCUUAUUAACUGGAUUAUUAACUCAAGCGAAUUCGCCCAGGAUUAUACAAUACAUCAAAGAAAUUGAAAUGUGGAUUUUACGUUUACUUAGCACUCCAGUUCCAGUACCAGGAAAAACAAAAAUCGAGGUUUAUUUAUUUUCGCAAAAUCAGUGCCAACCACCUUUAACAUUUGCAUUGCCGGACCAUACGAGAUUUUCAUUGGUCGAUUUCCCAUUACAUUUACCCCUAGAGUUAUUAGGAGUAGAUACGUGUCUCUAUGUACUAACUAUUAUUUUAUUAGAAAAUAAAGUCGUCUUCCAAUCUAAAGAUUAUAAUGCACUCUCAAUGUCAGUAAUGGCUUUAGUUGCACUUAUGUAUCCUUUACAAUACAUGUUUACUGUAAUUCCAUUGCUGCCCACUAGCUUACCGAAAUCGGAAAUGCUAUUUGAGAGUCCUGUGCCUUAUGUAGUUGGAGUUCCAUCCAGUUUUUUUACAACAAAACGAAAUUUCCGAUUUCCUAAAGACGUUUGGAUAAUAGAUUUGGAUUCGAAUAAAAUAACUCCACCAAUAACCGUUAACCGAGAGGAUGCUAUACCACCUUUACCUAAAUCGGAAUCGAUAACAUUGAAAAAUAACUUAAAAUCUGCUUUAAAUGGGCUUUCCCGAAUUAACAUAAAUAAUAAAUCAACGAAUUACUUUCCGGAAAACGAAAUUAUGUCAAUAACACGGCCUUCUAUCGAUACAAAUACUGGAGAAGAAGUUUUAAAAAGAAAAAUCGAAAACAUAAAAUUCACAAAAAAAAACGAAUACGUCGAUAAUACCACUAAUAAAGAAAUAAGAAGACAAAUAUCAACAAAUACAGCAUUCAACACGGUUGAUAUUGACUCAGUGGAUAUUGCAAUUAGAGUGGCCAUGGUGCGUUUUUUUUUAUCCGGCGACGUACUGGCAAAUCUCACAGAACAUUCGCGGACACUGAGACUUUACCCCAGACCAGUGGUAUUCUUUCAAAUCAACUCGUUUCUGAAAAGUCGCCCGAAUCCGUCACUAUUCACUUGUCAACUGUCUCGGACGCAAGCAGUAGAUUAUUUCGCCGAAUGGGCAUUAACACCGAACAACGUAGUAUUCCAACGAAUUCAGACAGGUGUCUGCGAUCCGUUCAUGAUUGGAGAUAAACUGAAAUGGUUUGCGAAUAAUUUGGAACCUAUUGUGUUUACCGUCUGGCAAGAGAAUUGCAUGAUUCAAAACAUAAUGAACAUCAACGAGAAUUCUAACCGUCGUUCAGUAUUCGAAUUAAGUCAUCGGUCCGACAGUGACAGCAGUGACACUGGCAGUAGCGAUGACGAGAGAUCAUCGCGUUACCACAAAGAAUUUACAGGAAAUGUCACUGGUGAUAUAAUUAAAAUAGAAAACCGAAGGCUUAACAUAGGACCAAUAGUGCAAGGUGUACAUUCUGCCUAUGAACCUCCGAUAACAUUACAGAUCCCAAUGGCGACAGAUGAUAGCCCAGAUGAUGGUACCGUUGAAUCGACGGGCAGCAAAUCAAAUGGUUCAUCUCCAUCCAGUAGCCAUAGUGACAUGAGCUCGCCUAUGUUCAAACCCGAAUCAUUAAUAGACAUCGUUAGAUGUAGUCAACUGCAACAACAACCAUCACAAUUGACUGCAACUGCUUCGGGUAACAAACUUCUUCUAAGCAGACAUAAUACAGGCGGUAGUGAUUCUGCUUUAAACCAUGUAGUUGUAGCACAAAAACCAAAUAAUAAUUUUAGACCAACAACACAAACAUCUACAGAAUUUUAUGAAACAGUACCUUUAACAGCAGAAAAAAAACAAAACAUCAUAUCAAGUCCAUCUUCGUCGAGAAAAGGAAGCCUGAGUAGUCUACACCAACAGUUGACUAGGCAAUCCAGUCAAAACAGUUCAAUUUUAGAACAUUUCGCUUAUCAAGCUAAAGAACUUGUUAGAGAAACAGCCAGACAAAGUAGUCAAGAAGGUGCUGGAGGAAUAUUAGCACAUGUUGCAGACAAACUAACCACCCAAGCAAAAAAAGCUGCAGGUGAAGCUACUAAAUCUGUACAUGAAGCCAGUAAAACAGCAUUUGAAGCCAGUAAAACAGCAGCAGGCGUAAGCAAAAAUACUUUUGACGAUUUGACAUACGUCGGAAAAAGCACAAUUGGUGACUUAACGAAAAGUGCAAAACAAGUUGCUUCCAAAAAAGGAUUUAAGGUUGGAUUAUUGAGUGAAUCUACUUCAUUAAGCCAGCAGGAUCAAAGUUUUGAUGAUGAUGAUAUUAAAGAUUCUAUGAAUUCGUCUACAAAUCCAGUUUCAUCCAGUUCUAUUUCAGAAAUUAGAAAACCAUCAGUAACAUCGAUGGGAACGGGUGCCACUAAAGAUUUCUUUUCAAACAUAACAAGUGAUAUAAAUGGAUUAGCGAAUCAAACUUCAAGCAUGUUUAACGAUUUAUUUGGUAACAAGCAACCAAAAAAUAACAAAUCAUCACUUACAUUACCAGUGACUAGAACUAAAGAGCGAACAUCUUCCGGAUCUUUUCCGACAAAAGUAGGUCGGAAUGAUUUAGUAGAAAAGUCUAAUUUGAUUAGACAUUCAAACCCAAGAAAACUAAGUGAAACAUCGAGAGUACCAAACAAAAAAUCAAUCAAACCUAAUAGUCACAUGGACAACGAAGCUUUUUUGAAGGAUGUAACCAAACAAAUUCUUGAUGGAGAAGGAAUUGGUUGGCUGAAGCUCAGUAGAUUUAAAAAAUUGAUGGAAGAAGAGGGUUACCGCAAUUUAGUAGUCAGUAAACUAAACCAAACAUUGGAUAAUAAAAUUAGCCCUAGCGAUCACAUUGAUGAUGUGUAUAUCAGUAGACCAGUUUGGAAAGGAAUGUUAAAAGCCUUAUUAGCAAUAAUUCAUGGAUUAGAAGUGUCUUUUAGUAAUCAAUGUGGAGGUGGUCUAGCAUCUGCAUUCCAAGUAUUAGAAAUAGCUCACACUCACUAUUGGACUAAGGACAUGUCUAUGACUGGUUUUGAAUCUCAAACAUCCAGUCCAUUUGGUAGUCGUGAAAAUGUACAGUCACCUUUACAAAGUCCAAGUAUUGCAAGCUCACCAAUUUCAAGUGUUUAUCAAGCAUCUAGAAAAUCUUCUCAAACUAGUACAUCUGGUUUAUCAGAAUGUAAAAACAAUCCAGCUGGAAAAUUUGCUCAAGAUUUUUCAUUAACAGACGAUGGCGAAGGAUCAAUUACAAAUAAUUCUUCCAAUGAAGUUUUUAAUGACUUAAUGAAUAUUGAAAAUAUUAAACAAGAACAAGUAUCAACGAAUCCUUUUUUGGGAAAUGAGGGAGAAGUGGCUACUAUUGGACCUGUAGUGGUGUCCGAUGAAUCCAGUUGUAAUAGUAGUUCUGUAUUAGUUAAUAAUCCAUCAUUUUAUUUGAAACGGAUGUCAAGCAACAGCAGUAGAAAUAAUACAUCGUUUUUCCGAAGCGCUGUAUCAGACAGUGAAUUGGAUAAUUCGGGACUUUUCAAGGUUACGAAUAAAAAUCGCACUCAAAGCAUUUGGUCCAGUAAAUCAUCGCUGAGCGCUGGAUUCCGAUACCACGGAGGUAAUCUUUUGAAUACUGCAUCUGGGUCGCCUAGUCCGGAUUCAGGACGAACAUAUUUAUUCGAAGGUAUACUGGGAAAAGAACGGAGCCCGAUUUGGAAUCAAUUGAAAUUUUGGGAAGAUGUGUUUAUCGAUGCUGUCAGCCAAGAAAGAGAUAUGAUAGGAAUGGAUCAAGGACCAAUAGAAAUGAUGGAAAGAUAUAAGAAUCUAAAUCAAAGUGAACGGAAACGCCUGGAAUAUGACGAAGAUAAACUUCUGUCAAUAAUGAUAUACAAUUUAAUAGCAUUCAUGGUCAUGGUAAAUGUUCCUAAAGAAAGUGUGAUGAAAAUCGUAAGAACUUUGGUUGGAAAAAGCAGAGUAACAAAUUGUUACGCGACUGAAAUAACGAGUUUAAUGGCACAACUUUCCAAUCUGAAUGGAAAUGAUGUUGACUUGAAGCCGUCGAAUUCGAGACAGGCACACAGGCAAAGUUUUGCAGUACACUGUGGCGAUUCUUCGGGGGAACUGCUGUUCUUAGAGGUCAGAGACGACGGACUGGUGUUGAGAUCUGUAAACGGAGUGAUAGUCAGUAGAUGGUGGUAUGAGCGGAUAGUGAACAUGACUUACAGCCCUAGGAGUAAAAUAUUUUGUUUGUGGAGAACCGCCAACGGUGGACAACUUCAGCUGAAUAAAUAUUUUACGAAAAAAUGCAAAGAUUUGUACACCCGCAUCAAGCAUUCGAUGGAAAAGGCCGCGGAAAGAGGACAAGGUAUUAUACCCGGAGUCGAAUUAGGAGGAGAGUUUCCUGUCAAAGACAUGGCUACUGGGGAAGGUGGUAUACUCCAAGUUUGCAUGGAAGGUGUUGGCUUAUUAUUCGCUGACAGCAAGGACUUUGAGUUUUUUGUUCGGCUUGAUCACGUACGAAAAUGUUUUACAGUCCAAAAGAAAAUAUUUGUUUUGGAAGAGUACAAUCCAAAAAUGAAACAUAUUAUUCAAAGGCAAUACGAAUCACCAAUGGCUGGACAGAUUUGCUAUGCGGUAUUAUGCGUGUUUUCUUAUAUCGCUGCUGGUCACAAACGGACAAUUAAUCAAACAAAUAAGGAUAAAACGCAGCGGAAACUGUCGACGGAUUCAAGUGAUAACAGAGCUGUAAACCGUGAACGCAUACAAUUUGAGUAGAAACUUUGAAUAGUGACAUCAGUAUACGUGUAGCGUACGAUGUUACUGGUAUUAAAAAAUACAUCAAAGUACAGUAGGUAUUAAUUUAGAACCAUUUAAAAUAUUUUUAAUUUAUUACACUAUG